CGCUACCAGUGAAUUUUGGAACACAGCCUAAAUACCACGUACACCGGAAAUGACGCGCCACAUUGGCCAACCCAUCUCCACAUCAUUCAUAGUGGCUCGAUUGCGUUCGGAUAUUUUCGAAUUUCUUCGGCAACUUUGCACCAACCGCGAGCUUUCUAUUUCUUUCUGUCUCUUUCCUUCUCUCGUGAUUUGUGUCUUCCCACUUCCAUCAGUUUGCUUUAGACGUUUUGCUCCGCGCGUUGUCGCUGUCGUGUCACUUGCGUGCGCGCACGUGUAUACGUCAGUGUGUAUGGCCACUUUUUCGAGUUUUGAAUAAAACACAAUGGUGAUUUCACAGGAGAUGGUAUCGAAAGCGGAGGAGAUCGCUGACCAGGUAAUUCGCAAUGGCAAACAUGUGCUUCCAACAUUGGCAAGAUUAUGUCUCAUAGCCACAUUCCUGGAAGAUGGUCUACGAAUGUGGUUUCAAUGGAGUGAACAAAGAGAAUAUAUGAAUGCUUCAUGGGGCUGUGGCAAAUUUCUGGCAACCAUGUUUGUUCUAAUAAAUUUAGUUGGUCAGCUGGGUGGAUGUGUCAUGGUGAUUAGCAGAUGGCGAGUUAGCAUAGCCUGUGGUAUUCUAUUCUUCAUAGUGAUUCUGCAGACCAUCGCCUAUAGUAUCCUGUGGGACAUGCAGUUUUUGUUCAGAAAUUUGGCGCUAAUUGGAGCACUUCUAUUAGUACUGGCUGAGUCUAGGGUAGAAGGCAGAUCGUUAUUUGCUGGUGUGCCUAGCCUUGGUGAUAACAAACCCAAAAAUUUGCUGCAACUCGCCGGUCGAAUCUUACUGGCAUUUAUGUUCAUCACUCUGAUUCGUUUCGAGAUAUCUUUUCUGCAAAUUCUGCAAGACAUCCUUGGCAGCAUCCUCAUGGUACUGGUAACGAUUGGUUAUAAAACUAAGCUGAGUGCGUUGUUACUUGUGCUGCUACUCACUGGACUUAAUUUCUACCAUAAUGCGUGGUGGAGUAUUCCCGAUUAUAAACCGCUCAGGGACUUCCUCAAGUACGAUUUCUUCCAGACAUUAUCAGUUAUUGGAGGCCUCUUGAUGAUAGUUUCCCUAGGUCCAGGUGGAGUAUCGAUGGAUGAACAUAAGAAAGAAUGGUAAAAGAGGCAUUACUAAGGAUAUUAGGAGUACGCAAUUAUUGGGUUAUCACAAAAGUUAAGCAAACAUGUCUCCCAUUCCUAUCCCUUUGUAUGCUCAAAGAAAUCUUAGAUGAUUCGUUGUGUGUCAAAACUUCAAAGGAAGAAAUGCAGUAUGUCGAGAUAUAUAUCAUCAGUCCAGAAACUGUAUUCUGUGCGGACUUACUAUCAACUAUAGGUUUGGUAAAUGUCGUACAGCAUUUUUAUAUCUGAUUAUAUGAUUAUAUUAUAUUACAUGAUUAUAUAUUAUCCAUGUGCAACACAUACCGAACCAAUAGUUGUCGAUAGGCAUGUGCGGAAUAAUGGCCCAGGACGAUCGUCGUACGGUUAAUUCAUACUAACGCACACACUGUGAGACCAGACACUCGAAAGAAUGUAAAAUAAUCCAUAAAACUAUCUAAUAUCUUAUUUAAUACUAUAAAGUUAACGUGGAAAAAAAGAAAUAAAAAACACCGUAUACAAAUA
Molecule: messenger RNA, 1635 nt
Organism: Dinoponera quadriceps
Lineage: Eukaryota; Metazoa; Arthropoda; Insecta; Hymenoptera; Formicidae
Gene: Surf4
Product: surfeit locus protein 4 homolog
Exons: 3
Coding region: 323-1135 (270 amino acids)
Biological process (GO): Golgi organization
Cellular component (GO): endoplasmic reticulum; membrane; endoplasmic reticulum-Golgi intermediate compartment
Source: RefSeq, a predicted model, not a curated record